Messenger RNA from Protopterus annectens (West African lungfish), 540 nucleotides. RefSeq names its product prostatic spermine-binding protein-like. Bases 1 to 540 code for a protein of 179 amino acids. The transcript has 2 exons. NCBI's taxonomy places the organism in Eukaryota, Metazoa, Chordata, Ceratodontiformes, Protopteridae. The record is from RefSeq and is a predicted model, not a curated record.
AUGACGAUGACAAGAAUGACAAUGGCAACGACAAUACCAACAAUGACAAGAAUGAUGAUGAUGACAAGAAUGAUGACAAGAAUGAAGACAAUGACAACAAUGAUGACAAUGACAAUGAUAACAACAAUGACAAGGAUGACAAGAAUGAUGACAAUGAUGUCAAUGACAAGCAUGAUGACAAUGACAUUGAUGACAAGAAUGGCAAUGACAAUGAUGACAAAUGAUGACAUUGAUGACAGUGACAAGAAUGACAAUGAUGACAAUGACGAUGACAAGAAUGACUACAAUGACAAGAAUGAUGACAAUGAUGAUAAGAAUGACAAUGGCAAUGAUGUCAAGAAUGACAAUGAUGACAAUGACGACAAAAAAGACGAAGACAAUAAUGACAAUGACAAGAAUGACAAAGACAAUGAUGAUGACAAUGACAAUGAUGACAAGGACAAUGACGACAACAAUGACGAUAACAAAAACAAUAAUGAUGACAAUGACGACAAGAAUGAUGACAAUGAUAACAGUCAAGAUGACAAUGAUAGACAAUGA